AUGAAGUACGCACUUUCCCUCGUCGCCAGUGGCGCUGUCCUCGCUGCCGCCCAGCAGGGCCUCGGCCCUUGCGCUCAAAACUGCUUCAACAACAUGAUCGGCAUUGCCUUGAACCAGUUCCACUGCAGCAUUGGCGAUGUUGCUUGCUAUUGCUCCCACCCUGACUUCGGCUACGGUGUCCGCGACUGCUCCAACCAGGCCUGUUCCGCUUCUGAGGCCGCCGACGCCAUUGGUUUCGCCAAUGCCUACUGUGCUGCUGCCGUUAGCACUGCCAGCAACUCCGUCGCUUCCAUCUUGAGCACUGUGUCCGGCUCUGGAUCUAAUUACGCAUCAGCUACUUCCGCCGGCGCUGCUGCUGCCUCCUCAGGUUUGGGUGUUCUUGGUGGUGGCGCUUCUGGCUCUGGCUCUGGCUCUCAGUCCUCCGGUGCCAUGUCUACUGGCUCUAUGUCUUCUGGCGCCCAGCAGUCGUCUGGUAGCACUUCCUCUGCCAUCACUACCUCGGCUCUUGUCGGUACCAUCACCUCAGGUGGUAGCACCAUCCCUACCACCACUGGCUUCUCUACGAUCUACUCCGUCGUUCCCGUCGUCGGUGGUAUUGUUGGUGGUGCCUCAUCCGGUGCUUCAAGCGGUGCUUCGGCCGCCAGCUCUGGUGCUUCAAGCGCUGCAUCCGGUGCCAGCUCUGGUGUUUCGAGCGCUGCAUCUGGUGCUAGCUCUGGUGCCAUGAGCGCCUCAUCUGCCGCUGGCUCUGGUGCCUCAUCUGCUUCCUCGGUUGCCUCGUCCGCUGCUUCCAGUGCCUCGUCUGCUGCUAGCUCUGCUGCUUCCAGUGCCUCAAUGGGUGCUUCGUCCAAGGCUUCCAGCGCUGGAGCCGCCGCUUCAUCUGGUGCUUCGUCUGCCUCUUCUCACGCCUCGUCCGGAGCCUCUGCCGCCAGCUCAGGUGCCUCUUCUGCCGGAAGCGCUGCCAGCUCUGGAGCAUCGUCUGCCGCUUCUCGUGCUUCCAGCGGUGCUUCUAGCGUUGCCGGUGCCGCUACCUCGGGUGCUUCCUCGGCCGCUUCUCGUGCCUCAUCGGUCGUCGCCACUGCCGGAGCUCCUAUUCAGACCGUCGGCCCCAUGAUGGGUGCUGCUGCUCUUGCCGCUCUCAUGCUUGUCUAA
Messenger RNA from Aureobasidium melanogenum CBS 110374, 1149 nucleotides. RefSeq lists its product as uncharacterized. Bases 1 to 1149 code for a protein of 382 amino acids. The record is from RefSeq and is a predicted model, not a curated record. The transcript is spliced from 3 exons. Lineage: Eukaryota; Fungi; Ascomycota; Dothideomycetes; Dothideales; Saccotheciaceae.